AUGUCCGGUGUAGAUCCACAAAUGUUAGAUGAAAUGGUCGAUUUUUACAAUCAAAAAAUGAUGAACGGACAGUCUAACGGCAGAUCGACUAUUGCUACUGAUCCAUCUCAUAACACACCAUUAUCAACAUUUACAAUGAACACAGGUUUUGAGUCAAUGGAUCGUACACCACCGCAACUUACGAGAAAUAAUUUUAAUAAUCAAUUGUCAACAGAGGCAGCAACUCUACCGUACAAUAUUCAUUCUAAUAAUGAUAAUGCGUACAUAAAUGCACUAUUCGAUGAUCCAUUUCGUUAUCAUUUGAACGACACAGUGUUAUCCGGUGGUUCAGCUCGUCAACAGUUUUCAAUGUCAGCUGAUUUUCAACACGAUCAAACUCGUACUGAAAGAGUACAUAAACCCGAUACACUUCGUUUCCCUGAUAAUACAAAUUUCAGUGAAUUAGAAAAUAAUGAAGAACAUUCAAUGCGUUAUCCCGACGUUAAACCCUAUUUGGAAGUGGUUAGUGGAAAAAAUUUCAAUCUUCCCAAUGCUGACAUGGUGAUUAAACAAUCGGAACAAGUCAACCAUCUAAUAAAGCAAGGUAAAUUGAAAAAUUUAUAUGGAUACAUUAAUUAUCCGUACAAUUAUAUUGAACCACCGUGGCAUUUUGAUAAUAACGAUGAACAAUCUGGCAUGGUGAAUCAUAAUCCUCCACCAGCGGCUAUAAAUAUAAACGAUUUAGAGUAUACAGAUACAGACAUGUCCUUUGCUGAUACAUUACCACCAUCAGUCCCACACACUAUGGUUCAUUCUGAACGACAUGAAUGGGCACCAUUACCGAAACUGUUGUAUGAUCAUUUUGUACCAUUAGUUCCAACUAGACGUCUAGUAUUUCGUCGUGAUAUGAAUGCACGAGAUUUUGCAUUUGCUACAGAGAAACCGCGACUAUAUUCAAACUCAUCGGAAUAUCCGAACUACAAUACUGAACCAUCAACAGAAAUUCCUUCAAGCUUAGGAAAUAUUCUACAUGAUAUCGAUGCAAGUGCCAAUCAAUUACCAGAAGUUGAAGAAAUGACAUAUCGAUGUUAG
Didymodactylos carnosus is the source of this 1071-nucleotide messenger RNA. The record is from the annotation of a GenBank genome assembly. Lineage: Eukaryota; Metazoa; Rotifera; Eurotatoria; Philodinida; Philodinidae.